AUGGCUGAAAGUCUGGCAAAACUGGGUACCUUAGAGGAACCAGCCUGUCAGAGAGUUGGAGUCCCUUUUGCAAUAGGGAAAAACCACAUCAAGGACUGGCUGAAACGGGAGCACAGGACCGCUUGGGAAAAACUGAAGAGCUGCCGCCAGGCCAAGGUCCUGAUGACACAGCCAUUGCCAGAUAGGACAAAGGAACUACUGACUAUGGGUAAGUACAAACAAGGAUUAUGUAUCGGUCUUCUCACAGGGCAUUGGGCCUUCAGGGCACAUUUAUUCAACUUAGGCCUAGUCGAGGAGAGUAGGUGUAGAUUUUGCGGUGAGGAAAGGGAGGACAGCGUGCGACACAUACUGUGUCGCUGCCCGUCUCUAGUACUCAAGAGGUUCAGAUCUCUGGGCUCCAUGUUCGUGGAGCCCGAAGACCUGAAAACACACAAUAUCGGCCACCUGUAUAGCCUGGCAGCAAAUGCCGGGCUAAAACAGCCUGGACGAUAA
Messenger RNA from Pseudomyrmex gracilis, 492 nucleotides. RefSeq lists its product as uncharacterized. Lineage: Eukaryota; Metazoa; Arthropoda; Insecta; Hymenoptera; Formicidae. Bases 1 to 492 code for a protein of 163 amino acids. The record is from RefSeq and is a predicted model, not a curated record. The transcript has a single exon.